GAUUAACGCCAAGUUAAACGAAAAGAAAAGCAAAAGAGGAUCAGAGCAUAAGAACAAAGCAUAACACAAACACGAGAAGAUGACAAUGGAGAAAAGAGAACAAUCACAGCCCUCGUGAAAGUUGAAACAGUGACCCUUCUCUCUCUCCGUUCCUUCAAAUCAAAGGAACUCACAGCCAUCUACACGUCGUUUAUUGCAUAUUCACGUUUCUCUCUCUCUUUAUUGCUCUCUCAAUUAUUCAAACCAAACCCCACAUCUUUAUUUCUCACGCUUGCUAAUUCCAAUCAUUGUCUCAUUAACAGCCGUUUAAUCGCCACUUUCUUACCCUCUCAUUUCUGAUUUCAUGUUUCCCAUAUUGACAUGUCGCCGGCAUUGCUAGACGCCGGGACUCCUAUUCAGAACCCUAAUCUUAACGGUCAGAUUUCUCCUCAUCUUUGGUCGUCUUUUAUUAUUGCCUCUUGUUUAUUUUUGGAUUCUCAAUAGGCACAACCCCUCAUUGCAAAGCUUUUCAAACGCCAUGAACCCAUCAAAAUUUGGUGAUUUAAAUUAUGGGUUUUCAAAUUCAAGCGGAAAUAUCCAGAAUGUGAACUUUAGCUCGCCUUCUAUCCCAGGAUCAUCGGGGAAGCCUGUUUCAAGGCCGAGAUUGGUGAAAGUUAGAAGGGAAUCGAAUUCCCAGAAAUUGAAGUCCCCAGCUGACAACUGCUCGAGUCCCGGUUUUAAUCCGUUCCGACCUUUUUCGGGCUCUGCUGAACAGGAUGUUGCAAAGUCCAGUGCAUUUGGGUUUGGUAGCGUUGGGAAUCAGUCAUUUAUCUUUGGGACGAGUAAAAGUAGUUUUGGUGGGAAUUCAGAUUCAGGCAAGUGGAAUGUGGAGAAUCAAAUCACUGAACAAAUGAAAAAUGUGAGAAUUGGGAGCGGAAAUGCGUUCAUGAAUACGAACUUAAAUGCAAGCGAUAGUAGUGAUUUUGUGUUUGGGAGCGAUCGCAAUAAGAAUUCCAGCAUUGAUGAUGGCAUGAAGAAGUUGGCCAUUAAUGAUAAAGAGAUCGAGAAGCUUGUUGAUGAAAGGUCCAAAUUAACGGCAAAUUAUAUUGCCACAUUUGGGCCCGGGAGUGGUGACAAUGUUACCGCUUCCAUUGGGAAAAGUGGGGAAUCAAAUCUACCAGAUGAGUUGAAGAAAAAAUUGGAUAUCGAAGAGACAGUGGGUUUCAAUGGCGGUAGCGGUAUCUCCAGUGUCGAUGAGGUGAAAAUGUCUGGUUCCAGAAGAAGUGCAAAUAUUAGCAAUGCAUUUGCCGAAAGCUUGGAGACUGCACUUCCUGAUCAGAUUAAGAGUUUGAACAUAAAGGACCCUUUGGAUGCUAAUGCCAUUGAUAAAAAGACCUAUGAAAAGAAUAGUUAUGCGUCUGGAAGCAGGAAAGGCACUGGGAGUCAAUUGGGUACAGAAACUGAAAGCAUACUGUUGAGCGAGAUGGAGAGAAAGUUAAACAUUGCAAGUGCAAUAGGAGAAUCUUCUGAUCAAACUGACAUGGGAUGUUCUUCUUUUCGAGUCUUUGCCAAGGAAAUGCAAACUGGAAAUGGUUGUGCUAAGAAGUUCCCUGAUUUUUGUAAUUCUGUUGAGAUGGAAUUCACUUUGAAGGGUGGGAUGCAGGGUGAGGAAACAAGUAGUAGUCGAGUUCCUAUCGACCAAACCAAAAAAGAUACACAACCAAGUGGAGUUGCAGAACCAUCAUCUGCAUUCUCAUCUAGUGGCUUAGCUGGUGGGCAUGCUUUUGGUAUUGGAUUGCCACCAACAGGUAAAGAGGAGAAAAGAGAGGGGUUUAUUUUUACAAGCAGGCAAGAUAGUGUUGGAUCACCCUUUGUUGAAUUUAAAACACCGAAUCCAAAAGGAAAUUUAUUCUCUGGUUUAAAUCAGAAAGUGGAAAUCAGUGCGAAGUUUAAAGACUCAAAACUAAAGAAAAAAAGGGGAAAGUUGAAGCAACCAGCCAAAGUGCAUCUAUGGCCUGGACAAGAGUUUGUUUCAAGGGAAAGUGGUUGGUGCGAAACCCCUGAGGUUUCUGAAUCUUGUUCACCCAUGGAUGUUUCACCAUAUCCGGAAACAUUAUCUGAUACUCAAUUUUCUAGGGAAACUUCUGUGGCAUCAGAGGGAUCUUUCAAUCUCGAUAACCAAUAUCCAUCAACUGAUUCACAGCCAUCUGCUUUAAACGAUGCCAUAGAUGAAGAUUUGGUUAUUGCAACACAGCAAAUGGAUAUAAAUGAAGACGAUGUGCAAUUCAGAGAAUCGAAAAAGGAAGGUUCUGGUUAUUGUUCUGAUAAAUGUAUUGGUGCUGAAAAUCCUCAAGAAGAUUCCACAUCAUUCGCUGAAACAGAAAGCUUUAAAUCAGCAAAUGAGGAAAUAGAAUUUAUCAAUGACGUUGUGGUUACUUCAGCAGAAAAUGGAGCCAGUUCUAGUACAAGUACUGAGAGGCAAGGUAGUGAUGUCGGGGUUCAGUUUGGUUCUCCUGCAAGUUCUGAGGUUAUAGGUGCUUCUGGUUUCACCUUUGUUUCUUCUUCUGCUGCUCAAACAUCAUCAAAACGUCAGCAUAAAAAGAAGAAUUGGGUUAAAGUUGGUCAUGCUCUUUUUAAUUCCAGCUCAAAUGCAAAAGUUUCACAGGCAUCAUCAUCUUCAGAGUUUACUACAUUUUCUGGAGCUUCAUUGCCUUCAUCACCUACUUUGGGCAAGAAAGUAGGUGUAUCCACUCCAUUUCACAUGAGGGGAGAUAACUCUGAGGAGCUUGGUGGACAGGAGAUGAAGCAAGAAUCUGAUUUAAUUUCUAGUGCAUCUAUUGCAGCUCAGGAAGCAUGUGAAAAGUGGCGAUUGAGGGGAAACCAAGCAUAUACACGUGGAGAUUUGGCCAAAGCAGAAGAUUGUUACACACAAGGGAUAAAUUGUGUUUCUCCAAGUGAGACAUCUAGAAGCUGUCUUAGGGCUUUGAUGUUAUGCUAUAGCAAUCGUGCAGCAACACGAAUGUCUCUUGGAAGAAUGAGAGAUGCACUUGGAGAUUGUAAGAUGGCUGCUGAAAUUGAUCCCACUUUUCUCAGGGUGCAAGUUAGAGCUGCAAAUUGUCACCUGGCCCUGGGGGAAGUUGAAGAUGCAUCACAGUAUUUCAUGAAGUGUUUGCAGUUUGGAAAUGAUGUAUGCGUGGACCGAAAAGUUGCAGUUGAAGCCUCUGAGGGACUACAAAAGGCACAGAAAGUGUCAGAAUGCUUGCAACAUUCUGCUAAACUUUUGGAAAGGAAAACUUCCUAUGAUGCAGGAUGUGCUUUGGAGCUACUUUUGGAGGCUUCAACUAUUAGCCCAUUCUCAGAAAAAUUACUUGAAAUGAAAGCAACAUCCCUUUUCCUGCUGCGGAAGUACGAUGAAGUAAUUCAACUAUGUGAGCAGACUUUUGAUUCUGCCAAACAUAAUUCUCUUCUAAUAGAUGCUGAUUGCCAAUCAGCAGAUCUCGGUGAUCACGAACUUAUGAAUAAUGUGUCCUUUUCUCUCUGGCAACUCUGGCGAAGCAACCUCAUUUUCAAAUCCUACUUCUACCUUGGAAAGCUGGAGGAGGCUAUUGGUUCACUAGAAAAGCACAAGGAACUGACUGCAGAAAGUGGUUUGUCCAGGAAUGAUAGCAAGAUGAUGGAUUCAUUAAUAUCCUUAGCUGCCACUGUACGAGAACUCUUAUGCCAUAAGGCUGCAGGAAAUGAAGCAUUUCAAGGGGGAAAACAUUCAGAAGCCAUUGAACAUUACACUGCUGCUCUGUCAUGCAAUGUAGAGUCACGUCCUUUUGCUGCUAUUUGUUUUUGCAAUCGAGCUGCUGCAUACAAAGCAUUGGGCCAAAUUACUGAUGCUAUUGCAGACUGCAGCCUAGCAAUAGCUCUUGACGGAAAUUAUCUGAAGGCAAUUUCCAGAAGAUCCACUUUAUAUGAGACGAUUAGGGAUUAUGGACAAGCAGCUAGUGAUCUUCAGAGACUUGUAUCUCUUCUCACCAAGCAAUUAGAGGAGAAGUCCAAUCAGUUUGGAUCAUCUGAGAGAAUGGGGAACUUGGCAAAUGAUCUAAGACAGGCUCGUAUGCGUCUUUCCACAAUUGAAGAAGAAGCACGAAAGGAGAUCCCUCUGGAUAUGUACCUUAUUUUGGGAGUUGAACCUUCUGCUUCCGCCUCAGAAAUUAAGAAGGCAUAUCGAAAAGCUGCACUUCGGCACCAUCCUGAUAAGGCUGGUCAGUCCUUGGCUAGAAGUGAGAAUGGAGAUGAUGGUCUCUGGAAGGAGAUAGGAGAAGAAAUCCACAAUCACGCUGACAGACUUUUUAAAAUGAUUGGAGAGGCAUAUGCAGUGCUUUCAGACCCUACUAAGCGCUCACAGUAUGAUCUUGAAGAAGAGAUGAGAAAUGCCCAAAAGAAACAUGGUGGAAACAGCACAUAUAGAACAUACUCAGAUGCUCAGAAACAUCAAUUUGAAAGAAGUGGCCCUAGGAGACAAUGGAGAGAGGUAUGGAGAGCAUAUGGCAGGUAGCUCACCAAUGGAAGAGAUGAGGUCCGAGAGAUCUCGCUGACAAUCAGAUGUACUUGAUAAGAAUCUCCAUAUUCAGAGUGACAAUUGUGUGAGAACAUGGUGGGAAAUCGGUUCGGCGACACAGACAAUUGAUGACUUUCGCAGCGGGAGGUAGAGGAUGGUUUUCUCAGCCGUAGAAAGAUUUUGUUCUCCAAAUACACCAUGGGGGGAAAAGAAAAUGGUUCCUAGUGAGGGUUUGACAAACUACUAUGCAAAUUUGUGAAUCGGAUUUUUUUUUUUUUUUUAUGAGGGAAAAAGAACAGAAAAGAAGGGAAAACAAAGUAGAGUGCCUUAAUUUUUCACGAGAUAUGAGAAAAAAGUUGAUUUUCUUGUUGUAGCUGCUUGAGGUGUGUAAAUUUACCGGCAACUUGUACAGAUUAAUGUUAAAAAAGCAAUCAAGAAACCACAAUAUUAUAUAUGUUAUAAUUU
Messenger RNA from Manihot esculenta (cassava), 4993 nucleotides. RefSeq lists its product as uncharacterized. NCBI's taxonomy places the organism in Eukaryota, Viridiplantae, Streptophyta, Magnoliopsida, Malpighiales, Euphorbiaceae. The coding region runs from base 518 to 4525 and encodes 1335 amino acids. Gene Ontology annotation, molecular function: protein binding. The record is from RefSeq and is a predicted model, not a curated record. The transcript has 12 exons.